Molecule: messenger RNA, 1279 nt
Organism: Momordica charantia (bitter melon)
Lineage: Eukaryota; Viridiplantae; Streptophyta; Magnoliopsida; Cucurbitales; Cucurbitaceae
Product: transcription factor MYB14
Source: RefSeq, a predicted model, not a curated record
CUCUCUCAAUAACAUCUAUAAAUACCAAUCCAUUAUUCACCCUCUAGAGUCUCUCAGUUCACACCACUUUCAGCCAACCAAAAAAAAAAACUUAUUUGAAGAAUUGAAGAACAUAAACAAGAAGAAAGAAGAAGAAGAAGAAGAUUUUAUAGUUGAAUUUGAGAUCAAAUCAAUGGGGAGAGCUCCUUGUUGUGAGAAAAUGGGGUUGAAGAGAGGCCCUUGGUCGCCUGAAGAAGAUCGAAUUUUAACCACUUUUAUUCACAAUCAUGGCCAUAGCAAUUGGCGUGCUCUUCCCAAGCUAGCUGGUCUUUUAAGAUGUGGGAAAAGUUGCAGACUUCGGUGGACAAACUACUUGAAACCAGAUAUUAAGAGAGGCAACUUCACCAAAGAAGAAGAAGACACCAUUAUCAACCUCCACGAAUUACUUGGCAAUAGAUGGUCGGCAAUUGCAGCCAAGUUGCCUGGUCGGACAGACAAUGAAAUUAAGAAUGUUUGGCACACCCACUUGAAGAAAAGGCUCCAAAAGAACACCAAAAUCUCACCUCCAAAAUCCCAAAACAAACGAAAAAAUCAAACUAAACCUCAAAAUUCUUCACAUUCUUCCUCAAUAAUAAUAAUGUCUCCUUCCUCACAACAAUCUUCCAGCUGCGAGAUCUCUUCGGUCACGGAUUCUUAUGUAACUGAGAAUGAGUACUACAGCUAUGAGGCGGAGGAGGACGCGGUGGCUCUGGUGGAAGCUCUGCCGCUGAUCGACGAGAGCUUCUGGUCGGAGGUGGUAAUUGAGAAUGAGAUCAAUGAAAAUGAGAAUAAUGAGAAUGGUUCGAAUUCUAAUUAUUACGGUGAAGUGCAGACGGAAUUCCCAAUUAUGUCGAUGGAUCAUAUGGUGGAAUUAAAUGAUGAUGACAAGAGUAAUGGUCAAAGCCUUGAUGAUGACAUGGAAUUUUGGUACGAUGUUUUCAUUAAAGCUGGAGGAAUUUCAGAAUUGCCAGAAUUUUGAGAUGAUGAACCAAUAAUAAUGGAAAUUAAAAUUCCUGAUUUUGGAAGCAACUCAUUAUUCAGAGAAUUAAUUCGCUCGAGGAGGAAGAUCUUUGAAUUGUGGAGGUGAAAAUGGUGAGAAAAUUUUAGAGUUUGGAAGAGAUUUGGAGAUGUGAAUAGAAAGCUAGUCGUAAAUGGAGAGAGAGAGAGAGAGAAAAAGUUUCAGAUUCAUUUAUUUGGGACUUCAAAUUGGGAUUUGUAUAUUCUUUUUCAAGUGAAAAAAUGAAUUCUUUAUUUGUUUUUU